Messenger RNA from Lymnaea stagnalis (great pond snail), 249 nucleotides. NCBI's taxonomy places the organism in Eukaryota, Metazoa, Mollusca, Gastropoda, Lymnaeidae. The record is from the annotation of a GenBank genome assembly.
GGUCGGAAUGUUGCUUUACGGCAGACGGCGUCACAGUCCAGUGAGUAUAGAGGCGAACCAAAGAUUAACGCUAGUGCUUCAAACGCUGUCGAUGGUGACACUAAUCCUGACUUUGGCAAAAACAGCUGCACUCACACCCAACCUAGAGCUCCUCCCUAUCCAACCUGGACUGUCACCUUCACCCAUCUGUACCUGAUUACUAGAUUCAUUCUCUACAACAGACAGGAUGAAAAUGGUAUGUGGACAUGA